Messenger RNA from Physella acuta, 844 nucleotides. Its product is annotated as prefoldin subunit 6. NCBI's taxonomy places the organism in Eukaryota, Metazoa, Mollusca, Gastropoda, Physidae. The record is from RefSeq and is a predicted model, not a curated record. Gene Ontology annotation, biological process: protein folding; chaperone-mediated protein complex assembly. Gene Ontology annotation, cellular component: prefoldin complex; cytoplasm. Gene Ontology annotation, molecular function: protein-folding chaperone binding.
UGUAACCAAUGAACUUUCAGUUUUUACAUUGCUAAGGAAUUGUUUUAAGAUGGCGGAAGGUGUGCAGAAACGGCUUCAAAAUGAAUUGGACAAAUUCCAAAGUGUCCAAAAAGAUGUGGCAAAACACAUUGGUUUGCGUCAACAGCUUGAAGGACAGCUGAAUGAAAAUACUCUAGUCAAAGAGGAGCUUGACAGGUUGGAAGAUGGAGCUGGUGUGUACAAGAUGGUUGGACCUGCUUUAAUCAAACAAGAUCUCACAGAAGCCAAGCAGAAUGUCCAGAAACGUAUUGACUACAUCAACAGUGAACUGAAACGGCAUGAGAACCUUAUCAAAGAUUUGGAGAAGAAAUCUGAUGCCCACAGAGAGACUUUGAACAAACUCCAGCACCAGUUCCAGCAGGCUCAAGUGAAGGCAGCUGUCAAGUCAUAGUUGCUCAAGUUUUUGUUAGAUGUUUUAACAUUUUCUGCAGUGGCUCAGCAAGAGCAAAGACCAUUGACAAUCUUUUGUUAGGCUUUUUUUUUAUUUUGAUACAUUGUAUCAAGUGGCAGACAAGAAGAAAACACAAAUUGUUUAUUUCAGUAAAAAAUGAUUGAUUUUACUAAUUAAUUUUUGGCUAUGUAAUAUGACCAGUGAUGUGGUUAAAAUUCUGACAAAGAAUUGGGUUAAAAUUUUUAAUUGCUUGUUUUAAAAAUGUUUUUUCCUCCUAUCAGCGGUGUGCUAGUUAAAUGUGUGUGUGCUGAUAUCUUAAGUGUUUGUAUACAGAACAAAAUGGGUGCCUGAUGUACGUAUCAAACCAUAGCUUGAAGUUUUUUUAAGAAUAAAUGGGACAUUAUUUUGCAUUCA